Oldenlandia corymbosa var. corymbosa is the source of this 3677-nucleotide messenger RNA. Lineage: Eukaryota; Viridiplantae; Streptophyta; Magnoliopsida; Gentianales; Rubiaceae. The record is from the annotation of a GenBank genome assembly.
AUGAAGACGAAAGUGAGGGAAAGGUUUAAUAGGAACGAGGCUAUUAACUGGGCGAACCUGUUUAAGUUCUUACUGAUUGGGAUGAUUGUGUUUCUGGCAUUGGUUUGUCUCUAUAAAGGCUCCCUCUCUGCUCCGCGGCUUACCGGGGAUGAAGAUGCAGUGGAAGAAGGCGUGGAUCCGGUAACCGGAACUUUGGCUCGCGAGAAGGGGCAUUACUCGGAUGAUGAGUGGCAUGAAAUCGACGAGAAUUAUCCUCAAGUUCCGAGGAGCAUUCCUGUAUGCGAUUUGAAGUAUUCGGAAUUGAUCCCAUGCUUGGAUAGGAAUCUGAUAUAUCAGCUCAAGUUGAGACCUAAUUUAACUUUGAUGGAGCAUUACGAACGGCACUGUCCUCCGCCUGAGCGGAGAUAUAAUUGCAUCAUCCCGCCCCCAAUGGGUUACAAGAUUCCAAUCAAAUGGCCAGCCAGUCGGGACCAAGUAUGGAAAGCUAACAUACCUCAUACACAUCUUGCUCAAGAGAAGUCUGAUCAAAACUGGAUGGUGGUUGAUGGGGAAAAGAUUAGGUUUCCUGGUGGAGGUACCCAUUUCCAUGAUGGAGCAGGCAAAUACAUCACCGCAAUUGCCUCGAUGCUCAAGUUUCCAGCUGAAAAGCUGAGCAAUGGAGGAAGUAUUCGCAAUGUCCUUGACGUGGGUUGUGGAGUUGCAAGUUUUGGAGCGUAUCUUCUUCCUCUUGACAUCAUAGCUAUGUCGCUGGCCCCCAAUGAUGUGCAUGAGAAUCAAAUACAAUUUGCAUUGGAGAGGGGCAUACCAUCUACUUUGGGUGUCUUGGGCACUAAAAGAUUACCAUAUCCUAGCAGAUCAUUCGAAUUGGCUCAUUGUUCCCGUUGUCGGAUUGAUUGGCUUCAGAGGGAUGGAAUCCUCUUGUUAGAAUUGGACCGGUUGUUGAGACCUGGAGGUUACUUCGUCUACUCUUCGCCUGAAGCUUAUGCCCACGACGAGGAAAAUAGAAGAAUUUGGAACGCAAUGUCUGAUCUAUUGAGACGAAUGUGCUGGAGAGUUGUCUCAAGGAGGGAUCAAACUGUUAUAUGGGCCAAGCCUUUGAGUAACAGUUGUUAUAAGAGAAGAAAUCCUGGGACCAAACCUCCUUUGUGUAGCUCUGAUGAUGAUCCAGAUGCUACUUGGAAUGUACUUAUGAAGGCUUGCAUCACACCAUACUCUGCUAGGAUGCACAAGGAGAGAGGAAGUGGAUUAGAACCUUGGCCGAAAAGGCUUACAGCUCCUCCUCCGCGGCUCGGAGAAAUUGGUGUUAGUCCUGAGGAGUUUCAGCAAGAUACAAUCAUAUGGCGUGAUAGAGUCGCUGAAUACUGGAAACAAAUGGAGUCUCUGAUGCAGAGAAAUUCAUUUAGAAAUGUGAUGGACAUGAACUCAAACCUUGGUGGAUUUUCUGCGGCCCUAAGAGACAAGGACCUCUGGGUGAUGAAUGUUGCAUCAGUUAAUGCAUCUUCAAAGUUGGCGAUAAUUUAUGACAGAGGCCUAAUAGGCACUGUUCAUGACUGGUGUGAAUCAUUUUCAACCUACCCACGCACAUAUGACCUACUUCAUGCAUGGGCAGUGUUCUCGGAAAUUAAGGAGCAAGGAUGUAGUUCUGAAGAUCUUCUGAUUGAGAUGGACAGAAUACUACGGCCUGGAGGGAUUGUGAUUAUAAGAGACAAACCUUCCAUAAUAGAUUUUACACGAAAGUUAUUGACUGCCUUAAAGUGGGAUGGGUGGGUUUCUGAGGCAACAAAGACGCUGGACUCUCAGAAGAUGGCUGCAUUGAAUAGCAAAAUCGAGGAUAGGCAGUCCGUCUCGCCUGACUCAGAUUCUUCUUCUCCAAGGCAUUUCACACCUAAGUUGCCUUUCAUUAUCGGUGUUGCUGGUGGGACUGCAUCUGGCAAAACGACUGUUUGUAAUAUGAUCAUUUCGCAACUUCACGAUCAGCGAGUUGUUCUUGUCAAUCAAGAUUCAUUUUAUCAUUCUUUGAGUGAGGAGAAGAUUAGCACAGUUCAGGACUACAACUUUGAUCAUCCUGAUGCCUUUAAUACGGAGCUUAUGCUUUCGUGCUUUGAGAAGUUAAAACUUGGGCAAGCUGUCGAUAUCCCCAAUUAUGAUUUCAAAACCCACAAGAGCAUUUCACCAGCGCGUAAGGUCAAUCCCUCGGAUGUCAUCAUUUUAGAAGGGAUCCUAAUUUUUCAUAAUCCCCAUGUUAGAGACCUGAUGAACAUGAAGAUAUUUGUCGACACAGAUGCUGAUGUACGGCUUUCAAGGAGGAUACAGCGUGAUAUCGUUGAAAGGGGAAGAGAUAUUCAGAAUGUGCUUGAUCAAUAUGCUAAAUUUGUCAAGCCAAGUUUUGAGGAAUUCAUUCUUCCGACAAUGAAGUAUGCUGAUGUUAUAAUCCCUCGUGGAGCAGACAAUGAAGUUGCAAUUGAUCUGAUCGUUCAACACAUACAUACAAAACUUGGCCAGCACGACCUUUGCAAAAUAUACCCAAACUUAUUUGUUAUAUAUUCUACCUUUCAGAUACGUGGGAUGCACACGAUCAUACGUGAUGCCAAAACUAAUAAGCAUGACUUUGUCUUUUAUUCAGACCGGCUUAUUCGACUGGUUGUAGAGCAUGGUUUAGGUCACCUUCCAUUUACUGAAAAGCAGAUUGUCACUCCCACAGGAUCCGUAUAUACUGGAGUGGUUUUCUGUAAGAGACUGUGUGGCGUUUCAGUAAUCAGAAGUGGUGAAAGCAUGGAAAAUGCUCUUCGAGCAUGUUGUAAAGGAAUCAAAAUUGGCAAAAUUCUAAUUCACGGAGAGCGUAACAAUGGUCGACAGGUUUGGAACAAACAAGCUCUCUCUCAUCCUUUUCUUUCCAAGUAGUUCUCUCCAUGACACCAUUAAUUGCUUGCAGUUGAUCUACGAGAAAUUACCUGCUGACAUUGCAAGCCGCCAUGUCCUACUGCUUGACCCAGUUCUGGCUUCAGGGUAUUCUGCAGUCAAAGCUAUAUCUGUGCUGCUCAGCAAGGGCGUACCAGAAUCCAACAUCAUCUUCCUCAACCUAAUAGCGGUUAAAAAAUUCGUUUCGUUUCAUUGGUCAAUUCCUGCAACAUCAACUUUCAGUCGGACUUAGAUGCUAUUGAAUACUGAAUUAUAGUACUAUGCAUACAUGCAGGCUCCCGAGGGAAUACAUGCUGUGUGUAAACAGUUUCCUAGGCUGAAGAUAGUGACAUCAGAGAUUGACGUCUCCCUAAAUGAGGAUAUGCAAGUUAUGCCCGGCAUGGGUGAGUUUGGAGAUAGAUACUUUGGCACUGGUGCAGGGUGAUGGAUGAUCAUAAACUGAAAUCAGAUCAAAGCCUCCAUUUUUGCUUGAAAUUCUGACUUAGCUAUUUUCUUCUACAUUGGGUAUACUUUCCUUUCAAUUUUAUUCGUGGCGGCGUAAAUGUAGUCCUGAGUUCUAUUAUCUUCCUAUGAGUUUUUGAGAACUGAAGGGAAGAUAACUGCAUGUCUGGUACUGCAGCAGACUCCCAUGGAAUCAAAUUUAUUCUUUUGAAUAGUAGGCCAUUGAAUUUAAUUCUCGAAUGUCAUCUACUUUGGCAAAGCAUUUACCAUCGACUAUUGGUCUAUUGGAGGCACUUCUGCUGUGCAUUUGGUUAACU